AUGCCUUUUGGGUUGAAGAAUGCAAGGUCUACUUACCAGAGGAUGAUGACUAGAAUGUUUGAAUCCCAGCUUGGUAAGAAUAUUGAGGUCUACAUUGAUGAUAUGGUUGUGAAAAGCAAGGUGGUGACCAAGCAUUUGAGGGACCUCAAAAGUGUCUUUGAAGUGUUGAGGAAGCAUAAAUUGUGUCGCAAUGCUUCGAAACAAGAUCUUCCUCAGGUCAUACUUGUUGAGGAUUUAAAUAGGCCUGUCGAGGAGGAGAAGGAGAAUGUCCAGGAACAAGGGAAUAGGCAAGCUGAAGCAGUCAACAAAGUCAUAGUUAAUGCACUUAAGAAGAGGUUCGAUGAAGUAAAGUGUAGAUGGGUUGAAGAGCUACCACAUGUUCUUUGGACAUAUCAGACGACUCCUCGUCGAUCAACUGGGGAAACUCCAUUUUCAAUGACAUAUGGGUUUGAGGCUAUGAUCCCUUUGAAGACUGGGUUUCCAAUGUUAAGGACAAGAUUGUUCUCCCCAGACAAUAAUGAUCAAUUGUUGGAAAGAAGUUUGGAUUUGGUUGAUGAACAAAGAGAAGCAACUAUGGUACAACUGGUACAUUAUCAACAAAAGCUUAAGCAAGAGUAUGAUACAGGUGUGAGGGUAAGACCAUUGGCACCAGGUGAUUUAGUAUUAAGGAAAGUAGUGGGAACUGCAAAGAACUCAUCUUGGGGAAAAUUAAGACCCAAUUGGGAGAGGCCACAUCGCAUCACCUCGGUAGUUGGUAUAUGA
Molecule: messenger RNA, 762 nt
Organism: Quercus lobata
Lineage: Eukaryota; Viridiplantae; Streptophyta; Magnoliopsida; Fagales; Fagaceae
Exons: 3
Coding region: 1-762 (253 amino acids)
Molecular function (GO): nucleic acid binding
Source: RefSeq, a predicted model, not a curated record